Messenger RNA from Durotheca rogersii, 1711 nucleotides. RefSeq lists its product as uncharacterized. The record is from RefSeq and is a predicted model, not a curated record. The transcript has 2 exons. Gene Ontology annotation, cellular component: mitochondrial outer membrane; endoplasmic reticulum membrane; lipid droplet. Gene Ontology annotation, biological process: ergosterol biosynthetic process. The coding region runs from base 177 to 1682 and encodes 501 amino acids. Gene Ontology annotation, molecular function: 3-beta-hydroxysteroid 3-dehydrogenase (NADP+) activity. NCBI's taxonomy places the organism in Eukaryota, Fungi, Ascomycota, Sordariomycetes, Xylariales, Xylariaceae.
GAUCGAUAUCUGCCUCCCAUAUACACUCCCAUAUACACUCCCAUAUACACUCCCAAACUUACAACCUCGUACCUCCCCAACUCGCGUGAGCGCGCGCGAGAGAGCUAUAUCUAAUUAUCUGCUUCGUCACCUGAGGGAUACCGCUGAACUAGUCUCGACCUCUGCCCUCGUCAACCAUGGCCGCUCCUCCGUGGGCAGGCACCGCGAGCCACCAGCAGUUCUACGUCCUGCUGACGGGAGCUAAUAGUGGUGUUGGUCUCGGCAUCGGCCAGCGAAUCAUCGACGAAUUUCUCACCUCGCGCUCUCUCUCCUCCCACUUAGUCCUCAUACCCACCACCCGCUCCGCCGCCAAGUCGCGGCAAACCAUCCUCGCCCUGCGCGCCCACGUCGAGAAGACUGCCAACACCUCGAACCAGCUUCGUGCCCGCGCCGGCCCCGACUACAACCCCAAGACCGUCAUCUCCCGCGUCCACGUUCUCAGCGUUCAGCUCGACCUGUGCGAUCUCAAUGCGAUAUAUAGCGUUGCCGAACAGCUCGUCCACGGCAAGAUCAGCGACCCAACCGGCGUCAUCGACGACGUAGCCAUACCCAGACUCGACGCUGUACUCUUCAACGCCGGCAUCGGUGGCUGGUCCGGGCUGGACUGGCUCGAGUUCGCGAGACAAUUCCUCCACGUCGGGCUCGUGCAGAGCACUACAUUCCCUUCUUUUAAGAAAGCUCUACCUGCCGUCAUAUUAGACCAGCGAAAGCUUCUCGGCGACGCCGCCGCCACCAGCCUAAACACGCCCCCCCCGGAGCUGGCCGAAGUCUUCUGCGCAAACGUCUUUGGACACUAUAUCCUCGCGCACGAGCUCCUGCCGCUGCUGAGCCGUUCGCAUCCGGACGAACCCCGGGGUCGCGUCGUCUGGACCAGCAGCAUCGAUGCCGGCCACGACCAUCUCGAUUUCGACGACUUCCAGGCCCGGCGCACCAAGCCGCCGUACGAGAGCAGCAAGCGGAUAACGGACCUCCUCGUGCUGACGGCCGAACUCCCGAGCGUCGAGAAGGUAGCCGCCUCCUACUUCGCGUCCUCACCCCCCGCCACCACCACCGGCGAGGACAAGCCGUUCAAGCCCCGCUUCUACCUGUCGCACCCGGGCAUCGUCUGCACGCCGCUCUUCCCGCUCAACUGGUUCCUCUUCUUCGCGUACUGGUGCGUCAUGUACGUCUCGCGCUGGUGCGGCUCGGCCUGGCACCCGAUCGAGCCGUACCUCGGCGCCUGCGCGACGACCUGGCUCGCGCUCGCCGACGAGGCCGAGCUCGAGCUCGAUGCCGCCGGCAGCAACAGCAGCGGCAGCAGCGCGCAGCGCGUCAAGUGGGGCACGUGCGCGACGCGUGGCGGCCGCGUCGCCCCCAAGGAGACCGAGGUCGAGGGCUGGGGCUGGGACGGCCGGGUCGAGGGCCGGGACCGCCCCGAGGCGGAGACCGGGGCCGGCAUCCUCGGCAAGGGCCGCGGCCGCAAGUGGGACGCCGUCGCGCUUACUCGGGAGCGCAGGGAAGAGUUCGAGGCCGACGGGCUCCGCUGCUGGGCCGAGCUCGAGAGGCUCCGGAUCGCCUGGGAGGUGGCGUUGGGGAAGAGGGCCAAGGGCAAGGGCGCCGCGGCGGCCGAGAACGGGCACCGGGCCAACGGAAAUGGCUUGUAGCGCACGAGGCGUGGGAAGGGGGGGGAGGG